GGCUCCUCCACGCUACCUGCUGCCGAAGCCAGUAUUUCACAGUGGGCCCCAGCCCGGGUAGAUCAGUCAGGAGCCUGGACACAGCCCGGGUACAUCAGUCAGGAACCCGGACACAGCGAGCUGCAGUGUGGUGGUGUUACGCACCGGACAGAAGGAGACACAAAGACACUUUGGAAGAAGAAAAGUCUCCUCCAGCUUUUAUUCAGCUUUACGCUCUUCUAUGGAUGUCGUCAUGAGUCAGAAGACCUGAAGAGAGUAUCGAGAGACAACGGCUACUUUUUACUUUUCGAGAGGAUAUCCGACGGUGGGAUGAAGAAUUAAAGUUCAUAUCAACUCUGUGCCAACAUGUCUAAACCGAUGGAUCACGUCAAACGUCCAAUGAACGCGUUCAUGGUCUGGUCCAGAGCCCAGCGGAGGAAGAUGGCGCAGGAGAACCCCAAGAUGCACAACUCGGAGAUCAGCAAGCGGCUGGGCGCCGAGUGGAAACUUCUCACCGAGUCCGAGAAGAGGCCGUUCAUCGACGAGGCCAAGCGGCUGCGGGCGAUGCACAUGAAGGAGCACCCAGACUACAAGUACCGGCCGCGGCGGAAGCCCAAAACGCUGAUGAAAAAGGACAAGUUUUCCUUCCCGGUGCCGUACAACCUCGGAGAGCACGACGCGCUGAAGGUGUCCGGUUUGACAGGCGGCUCGCUGUCCGAGUCCCUGAUGGGGAACCCGGACAAGGCGGCUGCUGCUGCUGCCGCCGCGGCCGCACGGGUCUUCUUCAACCCGUCCAUGGCCAACCCGUACUCUUUCUUUGACCUGGGAUCCAAGAUGUCCGAGCUUUCCCCCCACUCGUUUCCGUACGCAUCUCAUCUUGGCUACCCGGGCGCCGCGACGGCUUUUUCCGGGAGCGGCGGUGGAACCCACGCCCACACGCACACACACCCUUCCCCGGGCAACCCGGGCUACAUGAUCCCCUGUAACUGUACGGGCUGGCCUUCAGCUGGACUCCAGCCCCCCUUGGCGUACAUCCUCCUGCCCGGGAUGGGCAAGCCGCAACUCGACUCGUACCCGGCGUACGCCGCGGCUUUAUGAUAGCGGCGCCCAGACACACUUUGGACUUCAUGGGAAAAGAAAAAAAAAUAACAUGCAAGAGUUUAUUAUGCAUGCACAAACUUGUUCAUGUGAUGAAGUGCUCGUGGUCCCUCCCAGAUAUCACGUGUAUAUGUUGAUUAGUACCUUAAUCCAAGGUCAUGUUUAUUUGGAAGUCCCUCUCUAAGUUAAGGGCUCUGCGGGCCACCUCAGAGCCUAGAGGGUUGAAGGAUAUAUUAGCUGGUAGACGGGGAAGCUGUCCUUAUCAAUGUGAAUACUCCGUCAAAUGCUACUCUAUUACUGUUUUAUUUUGCGUCAGACUGGCGCACCUGCUCCAACAGGUGCGCCUGUUUGGGGAGCGUCAUGAUCACCACUGGAUACACGGACAGCGACGCGGUCAUUAACACCCACUCGGACUUUGAUUUCCUCCUCCGGUCUAUUGUAACUCCCGAUGAGGCCGACCCAGUCCCUCCUCGAACAAUUGUAAAUUUGUACAGGUAAAAAAAAAAAACUCUAGGAAAUUGGACACUAGGCUUAGCGUUUGGGAUAGGGCCUGAUAAUUUCACUAGAAAUCUGGUUUAUAUUUUAAGUUUUAAAAGCCGUUUUAUAGAUGUCUGUAAUAUUUAUUGUUUAGUGGAAUCAUCCCGGAGACUUGAGGCCAUUCGAGAGGACAAAAUAACUCUGUAUCAUUUUGCACAUAAAAUGUAGAGGAUGUAAUUUAUUCAAGUUGAUUCAUUUACUGCCGAUCUCAUUUUUCUGUUAUUCAAAAGUCGGAUUCUCUGCCCUGUUUUUAAGAAUAUCAAAGUUCCCAAGGGGGUCGUGGGAAAGUGGUUUGGUUUUUUUAUUUGUCGGGGGUUUAAAUGACUUCUCGACGUGUCCGCUCUCAUGUGCAGCAGAGCGUGUCCUACUAACUCAUAUGGACUUUGUAUGUUUUGUGUUUCCUUUAACACCGUUAUGUACUCACAACUGUUCGCUCGUUGAGCAGCGGACUCCAAUAAAGCGAAUGCGGGAAAGCGGAAGGCAUGGCCCUGUUUCUUGAUGAGUGCCCAGAUGGCCCCCUGUCCCCUGACCUGAUGGUCCAGGUGAGGCGUAAGGGAUCCUCCAAUGAGCGCUUUUGUCCGGCCCGUGAAUGGCGUGACCGGGGGAAUCUCAAGCAGCCCAUUGUGAGCCCACAAACCAAGCCUUAUUUAUCACCAUUUUAAUCACCAAUAGGAUGUGAGAUAAAAUAGAGUGGCUUCUCUUUUAAUCUUUCUUUUCUCAGGGAGAGAAAAGAGCUGCUUUGAGACUCCUGAACAAAUGUGUCUUUGAGGCUCUGAGCGUCGACCGAGGAUCCUUUUACAUCAUCUGACAAACACCAAACAAAAGAAAACUCGAAACGCUUUCGACAUAAAAUGGAAUACUUUCUAAAUGACCAAAAAUGUAAUUAUAGACACAAGUUACAAGGAAGGUGUGUGUGUGUGUGUGUGUGUGUGUGUGUGUGUGUGUGUGUGUGUGUGUGUGUGUGUGUGUGUGUGUGUGUGUGUGUGUGUGUGUGUGUGUGUGUGUGUGUGUGUGUGUGUGUGUGUACUGUGUAAGCCUGUGCAUGUGUAUUCUUGUGUGUAUGUGUGUUUUGGGGGGGCGUGUUUCUAGUGGACCCCAUUUAUUUUAGCAGCACCCACACCUUACAUAACACAGAAGACCACACUAUUUAGAGAAAGACAGCCCUCCCCAGUUUACAUUAGGAGAUUAAUUCAUAAGGAUCAAAGCGAUUAUGCAAAACUAAUUUGGACAGUCCAGGGAUAAUUAUCUCGGUCACGGUUAAUUAAAGCCUUUCUCGGCGGUGUAUCCUCCAUUGUGUGAGGCCGAUCACUUCGCUCCAUGGAACUUCCCGCUCUGCCCCGACAAUAACGCCAUGGUGACCUCCGAGGAGAGGAGCCUCGGCUUUUACGCACUCCAAAUACUUACAUUUCUCCCGGUACAUGCGUGGAAUGUGUUGAAUAUUAAAUUGUUUGAUUCUUUCUGGCCUUUUGUGUGUGUGUAAUAAAAACAGUCAAUGACAUAA
Messenger RNA from Gadus macrocephalus (Pacific cod), 3115 nucleotides. It is a transcript of the gene sox21b, whose product is annotated as SRY-box transcription factor 21b. Gene Ontology annotation, biological process: regulation of DNA-templated transcription; anatomical structure morphogenesis; cell differentiation. The coding region runs from base 346 to 1077 and encodes 243 amino acids. Lineage: Eukaryota; Metazoa; Chordata; Actinopteri; Gadiformes; Gadidae. The record is from RefSeq and is a predicted model, not a curated record. Gene Ontology annotation, molecular function: DNA-binding transcription factor activity, RNA polymerase II-specific; RNA polymerase II cis-regulatory region sequence-specific DNA binding. The transcript is spliced from 2 exons.